AUGCCUUACCAACCAAUCCCAUUCGAGAUCAUUGUCCGGGGAGAGAUGAACAUCCUCCCUUCCAUCGAAUCGAUGCCGAUGCCCUUUGAUGAGAUUUCAGAAUCUUUCGGCAUGACUCAAACUCCCGGCAUGCCUGGCGUUAGGAAGAGCCUGCGGCGCUUGCGGCACUGGCUGUUGAAUAAUGAGUUUGACAUCGAAGUGCGACAGCCUCUAGACACAUGA
Molecule: messenger RNA, 222 nt
Organism: Botrytis deweyae
Lineage: Eukaryota; Fungi; Ascomycota; Leotiomycetes; Helotiales; Sclerotiniaceae
Exons: 4
Coding region: 1-222 (73 amino acids)
Source: RefSeq, a predicted model, not a curated record